AUGCUGCCAUCAGCAGACGACGAGAAGCGGCUACUGGGCUCGGUGAGUGUUCUUCUCGGGAGGUCAAUGGCCUGGCGCGACGGCUCCUUGAGAACGCAGAUGACCGACUGUGCCACAACUGCCGUCUUGCUUUCAACAGCGGCAGCCAACUUCUUGAUCACUGUCUGCUCUGCUUUGAAAUUCUACUUGGACCCUCCGGAAGAAACUGAGAAGGCAUCUCAAGCCGCUUUCCUGCUGACAGUCUCUAUACCCAACGCAGUGAAGGGGAUCUCGUUGACCCGACAGCGGACUCGGCUGCAGCAGGUCGUGGCCUGGCUACUGGUCAUGAGGAGAGCCGUCCAGGAUGGUGCUGGAAGACGCCGCCUCUACGCUCGCAGCGCCAACCUCGUCGGCAACAUGUGGAUGAUUAUGGGUGUCUUGGCGGGAAUGAUAUGGGCUGUGGACCCCCUGCUCAGUGAGCCGCCUCCGCUAAACGGGACGUCUCCGGAUCCUGCACUGCCGCUACCAGUUUGGUUGCCUUUCGACGGGAACGCACCAGACACCUACAGCCUAACGUUCGCGCUGGAGGCCGUCGUCUUCGCCUGGGUCGUGUUCUCUGCGAUGUGCGUCGACGUGCUCUACAUCACGCUCAUUAUCAACGUCGCUGCGGAGCUUCACGUCCUCAAUGACAACGUUGAAAUAACGGGGAACGGAGCUGAUGUGGUCGGACAUUCUAACAGAAAGAUUGGGUACUUCGAAGUGUACAGAAGUGAAGGCAACGAUACGUAUCGACUGCUUGUCAAGAACAUUCAGCAUCACCAACUCAUUAUCAAGUGUGUCAACGAGUUCCAGAAGGCUACUGGGACACCAGUCCUGUUUGUAGUUGCCAUUAAUGUUUUGAAUCUGUGCUCGAACAUCAUCUCUCUAGCAGCGUUGUUGGAGAAAGACCCACGUGCAUCUACUGUAGUCAAAUCGUUGGUCGGCUGUCUGGGAUUUGUGAUCGAGACUGCAAUAUACUGCCUUCCAGGACAGAUGAUAAUAGAUCAGAGUGAGCGACUCGUGCACUCGGCAUACAGCUGCCACUGGCCAGACGCCGACGGCCGCUUCAAGAGCUCGCUACUCAUCUUCAUGGUACGUGCAGGACAGCCCCUCCGCCUCAGGGUGGGGAAGCUCAUCACCAUCUCCAGGGAGACUUACCAGGAGCUGAUGAAGUUAUCGUACCAGCUCUUCAACUUGGUGUACCAAUUGCAGAGCAGCUAGGAGUGGAACAACGGUCGAUCAUGCUCGGCAGUAUUACCGUUUC
Schistocerca americana (American grasshopper) is the source of this 1282-nucleotide messenger RNA. RefSeq names its product putative odorant receptor 85d. Gene Ontology annotation, cellular component: plasma membrane. The transcript has 8 exons. Gene Ontology annotation, biological process: detection of chemical stimulus involved in sensory perception of smell; sensory perception of smell. The coding region runs from base 1 to 1239 and encodes 412 amino acids. The record is from RefSeq and is a predicted model, not a curated record. NCBI's taxonomy places the organism in Eukaryota, Metazoa, Arthropoda, Insecta, Orthoptera, Acrididae. Gene Ontology annotation, molecular function: olfactory receptor activity; odorant binding.